AUGUCAGGCCUACGCUUCGAAGACAAGAUCGUCCUCGUGACCGGUGGUUCAUCAGGGCUGGGCGCCGAAGCCAGCCGACAAUUCAUCGACGAAGGAGCACGGAUCUUUGUCAUGGACCUCGCCGAGAAGGGCAUCCUGGGACGCUUGGGCGAGGAGAAGGCGACAUUCUUUCAGGGAAACGUGGGCAAGCCCGAAGACUGCGAGACUGCGAUCCGCACAUGCAUCGACAAGUACGGCCGACUGGACAUCCUGUUCCACAACGCCGCGCAGCCUACGCCUAUGACCACGGUGCCGUUCCACGACCUGGCCAAGUUCCAGGAGAUCAUCAACACGAACCUGUGCUCGCUGUUCUACCUGGCGCGCAUCGCGAUCCCGCAGAUGCAGAAGCAGGGCAAAGGCGUCAUCGUCGUCACCGCCAGCACCUCCGCCUUGGGCGGCGAGUACGGCAUGGCCAGCUACGCCGCCUCCAAGGCCGGCCUGCUCAACCUCAUGCGCACCAUGGCCAUCGACCACGCCAGAGACAACGUCCGCAUCAACGCCAUCUGUCCCGGAUACAUGCCCACGCCCAUGACCGAGGGCCUGGGCGACCUGAUCAAUGUCGUCCAGGAAAGCAUCCCGCAAGGAAGGGGCGGCGACCCCAAGGAGGUCGCCCGUGCUGCCUUGUUCCUGGCUUCCGAGGACGCCAGCUACAUGACAGGACAUGCCCUCGUCGUCGAUGGCGGCUGGUCCGCCCAUUCCGGCGCCCCGAACCUCUUGAAAUAUGUCCCGCAGCAGGUAAGUCGUCAAUAG
Messenger RNA from Capronia epimyces CBS 606.96, 789 nucleotides. RefSeq lists its product as uncharacterized. The transcript has 2 exons. Bases 1 to 789 code for a protein of 262 amino acids. NCBI's taxonomy places the organism in Eukaryota, Fungi, Ascomycota, Eurotiomycetes, Chaetothyriales, Herpotrichiellaceae. Gene Ontology annotation, molecular function: oxidoreductase activity. The record is from RefSeq and is a predicted model, not a curated record.